Messenger RNA from Arvicola amphibius (Eurasian water vole), 1426 nucleotides. RefSeq names its product motile sperm domain containing 3 (gene Mospd3). NCBI's taxonomy places the organism in Eukaryota, Metazoa, Chordata, Mammalia, Rodentia, Cricetidae. The record is from RefSeq and is a predicted model, not a curated record. Gene Ontology annotation, cellular component: cytoplasm.
AUGGCGCCCUCAGCCUGCAGACGAUUGACUGGAGGAAACGUUGACUACCAGGUGAUUAUCGUAGUACAAGCGGCCAUCCAGAGGCGGAAUGCAGGAGAGGGCUCAGGCCGAGCUUAAGGAAGGGUUGGAGACACAAUCCUGUGGCCUGGCUAUCAGGAGAACAAGGGGGUACCGAGUCCGUCGGGAGACCGGCACGGGAACGCCCGGAAGGGGCGGGGCUUACUGCCCGUACCGGAAAACCCGGAUCGGGAAGCGACAAGGCGGGCCAGAUUUGAGCCGAGUGGGCGUGGCCACUGCGGUGCGGUUUGGAGGCGGGACCUGUAGGAACCUGGGGCCCAGCUGGAAGGGGAAAGGGUUGAGGAACCGGGCCUGGGACUGGAGGAUCCACGUCUAGCGGGGUACUGAGGCAGCGGGGACACCUGGCCGAGCUCUGCCACCAUCUCGCUCUGCCCUCCUUUCGUUCCUCGCGCCGCUAGCCCUAGACUCCAAGGCCCUCUUAUCCUUGUGAGCUCUGCCCUCGGAUGUCCGACCGCCUAGAGCCUGCAUGCGCCGUGGGGCGCCCCAGGACCAGGAGGGUGGUGGGGGUCCGGGGGCCCCUGGGCGGGGGUCCCGGAGCUCCUCUCCUCCUCGAGGACCCGUUGUCCCGGUGCUCGUCUUUCCCCCCGAUCUAGUAUUUAGAGCGGACCAAAGGGGAGUGGACCCCGGACAGCUGCUGACCCUCUACAACCCCACGGAAACUGCGCUUCGCUUCCGAGUUCUGUGUACAGCAGCCUGCCCAAAUAUAGCGGUAUUCGAUGCAGAAGGAUAUGUGAAGCCGCAGUCUUGCAUUGACAUUGUGAUCCGGCAUGUGCCCCCAAUCCCCAGCCACUAUGAUGUCCAGGACCGGUUCCGAAUUGAUCUGUCAGAGGAGGGAGCUGAGGGACGUGUGGUGGGCCGAAAAGACAUCACCUCUGUUCUUCGGGCACCAGCGUACCCCCUGGAGCUUCAGGGACAUUCUGAGCCAACGCCCAAUCCAGGGCCUCCUGUGUGGACAGGACCAACCCCAGCCAGACACCUUCAGAGGAGUCCCCCCCAGCAGCUGGCCACCAUCUUCCUGCUCUUCUUGCUGACAGGCAUCAUCUCCGUGGCCUUCCUGCUGCUAGCCCCUGCAGGACGAGCUUGGGCAAGCCAGCUGCCUCAGGUUACUUGCAUGUGUCCCCUGGGACAGAAGCUGGUGGCAGCGUACAUUCUUAGUGGCAUGGUAGAGGAGCACCUGGGCCCACCUCCAAAGGAAGGACGGGGAGGAAGGCUCCUGCAUGGACUCCCUUCCUUUUCCCUACCCGCAGGCCUCCUCACCAUGGUGUUUCCUCCGGACCUGAGCUCCCAGCUGGACCCAGCCCACCCACCCUCCUCCUUCGCAGGCAGGGACCUGAGGCAGCCACUGUGA